AGUCUUGAAGCGGCCCGCCACCUGCAACUAUUUCCCGGCUUGGGAUCGCGAUCUCUAUUCUACGACUGCGCGGCCGCUCCUCUCCGGCGGGUCCCAUUUCCACCGUCCAUUCACCGACCGACCGACGCAGUGGUCCGAAGAAAGCUUCUACCUUCUCCGAUCCUACUAAUCUUGGAUUUCUUGGGCUAGGGUUUUUUUAAUCUUUUGUUGCUGUCGAUGGCCUCGGCUUUCGAUCGGUGGGAGAAGGACCCUUUCUUCUAUGCUGCCGAGGAGGUCCAGGAAUCGGCUGACAGGAUGGAAUCAGCUUAUCGGCGAUGGAUGCACGAGAAGGAGGGAGCCGAAGUGCGGAGGGAGCUUCAUAUAGCCCUAGGCACCGCGAAAUGGCAGCUGGAGGAGUUGGAAAGGACGGUGAGACACGAUGAUGAGGCAGUCUCAGCUUGCGAAGACACAGUUACUCGGCAUAACGAUUUUGUUGAGGCGAUUUCGGAUAGGAUUGGAAUGGUGGAGAAGACUCUGAAGGAAUCAAAUGUAAAGGAGGAGAAAGAGAGCGGCUUGAUGCGGUUAGGUCUAGAUAAAGGGGAAAGGGACGAGCUUGCCCUUUUCUUGUCAAGUCCAUCUUCUGAAGGGAAGGAGGUGUCACUGACCCUAUUAGAUGUUGAAGAAGCAGGGAGCCGGAUGGAUGUAGAAACUUCUUUUAGUUUGAAGAAUCCUCCAUACCAAUUGAACGAUUUGUCAUUGGGGGAGAAAGAUCACUGCAGGAUUGCUGAAGUAGGUGUAUUGAUUGAUUCUGUUUCGACCGAGGGAUCUUCUUUGAGAUUAUCAGGCGAGCAAUCUAAUUCCCCCCCUCCAAGGUUAUCAAGUGUCCUUGAGCUGAGAGCUGCAGAAUCAUCUUCUAAGCCUAAAAAGUGGUAUAGAAAUGGUUUCAGAAAGUGGAAAUAUCCGAGUCAAGAAGAUAUGGAAGAAUCCUUACCAUUACGGAAUCAUCAUUUGAGUCGGGGCAUGAAUGCAUGCUAUGAAAAGAGCAAGAAGUGUCUUUGCGAUUGUACAGAUGAGUCUUACCAUAAGCAUCACCAGGAUUGGUUUGGAACUUUUCAAAGGCAACUUCAGAGGUCCCAAUACCAAAUCCAAUAUGGUCGACCUGUUCAAAUGAUGAUUUGGAUCGCUGUUACUGUCCUACUACUUUUUCUUUUUGUAUUGCAUGCAAGUUAAAGGAAUUAAAGUCUGUACUCAGCCUUUUACUAGUUGAUUCUUGGGACUUGACUUUUACAUUUAGCAGUACACGAGGUUUCAGAAAACCAGCAAAUUAAAAGGUUCUGCCCAGCCAAAAAUGCUGCUUCUGCUUCAUUUCUCAUCUUUGUCAGUAAUUAAAAAAAAAAAAAUUCCUCACUGUCUUCUCAUUCAUUAAGGAAGUUAUUGUUUGAAUAUGGCAUUGAUGCAAAUGUAAAUAAUAUAUAUAAUAUCUGUUAAGAACCUAUGAACUUGUGUAUUUUUUUUUUUUCAGGGCAAUUUUUCUCAUUUGACAGUUGUUCUUAUGCAAGGCGGUUCGACCAAAUAUAAUGUUUUAUAUGGCGCACAAUGUAGAGACC
Molecule: messenger RNA, 1586 nt
Organism: Dendrobium catenatum
Lineage: Eukaryota; Viridiplantae; Streptophyta; Magnoliopsida; Asparagales; Orchidaceae
Exons: 6
Coding region: 217-1209 (330 amino acids)
Biological process (GO): Golgi vesicle transport
Cellular component (GO): membrane
Source: RefSeq, a predicted model, not a curated record